Arabis nemorensis is the source of this 957-nucleotide messenger RNA. The record is from the annotation of a GenBank genome assembly. Lineage: Eukaryota; Viridiplantae; Streptophyta; Magnoliopsida; Brassicales; Brassicaceae.
AUGGUGUCUGUAAACCCUAGACCUGCUCAGGGUUUUCCAUUUUCCGAUCCCGUGAAUAUGAGUUUACCGGGUUUCAAUUCCGACUCCGAUGGAUUUGGUUUGACCCCGAUUGCUCCGGUCACCGGACGGUCCAAUACGGUGUCGUUUUCUGAGGAUCCGGCGACGAAGAUUCGGAAGCCUUACACUAUCAAGAAGUCGAGAGAGAACUGGACAGAGCAAGAACACGAUAAAUUUCUAGAAGCUCUUCACUUAUUCGAUCGAGAUUGGAAGAAAAUCGAGGCAUUUGUUGGAUCAAAGACAGUGGUUCAGAUACGUAGCCACGCGCAGAAGUACUUUCUCAAAGUUCAGAAGAGUGGUACUAACGAACACCUUCCACCUCCUCGACCAAAGAGGAAAGCGAGUCAUCCGUAUCCUCAAAAGGCUCCUAAAAAUGUUGCUCUUACGUCUCAUGUCGUUGGAUCCCUCCCAGUUUCGAAUGCACCGUCGUUGCUUGAACCUGGUUACUUGUACAGCUCUGAUUCACAGUCAUUGCUGGGAAACCCGGCUGUUUGUGCGUCUAGCUCUUCUUCUUGGAAUGAUGAAUCAACAAAUCCACCAAAACCGUUGAUCCAAGAGGAACCAGGAGUCUCGGCCACGGCUCUCCCAAAGAAUCGCUGCUACAGCACUAGUAGUAAGGAAGAUACACAGAGGUUACGAGCAGUGACAAAGCCAAAAGAUGAAGAAAGUUGUGAUAAGCCACACAGAGUGAUGCCAAAUUUUGCUGAAGUCUACAGCUUCAUUGGAAGUGUCUUUGAUCCCAACACAACAGGUCACCUACGGAGAUUAAAGGAGAUGGAUCCAAUAAACAUGGAAACGGUCCUUUUACUGAUGAGAAACCUGUCUUUAAAUCUGACAAGUCCCGAGUUUGCAGAACAAAGGAAGUUGAUAUCAUCAUACAGUGCUAAAACUUUGAAAUAG